Molecule: messenger RNA, 2649 nt
Organism: Suillus plorans
Lineage: Eukaryota; Fungi; Basidiomycota; Agaricomycetes; Boletales; Suillaceae
Exons: 5
Coding region: 1-2649 (882 amino acids)
Source: RefSeq, a predicted model, not a curated record
AUGGAUACCAACUUAGACGGAGAAUUUCUCGAUACAGCAGGAGACCUACCUCCGAGUAACGAGGAAUGGUAUGAGGGUGCAGCUAAGUGCUAUUCUCAGGAUGGUCUCACAUUUCUGGAUCUUUUCGACGCCGAUGAGCAUGCAGAAUACAGGAAGGAGAACCUAUUUUACCCAUUCACAUCGAGGGAAGAGUGGGAGGUCGCUGACUUCCUCCUGCGUUCUGCCCUUAGCAUGGCAGCAAUCGACAAAUUGUUGCAGCUCUCCAUGAUAAAACGAUUGAAGCUGUCCUUUAACAACGCUAAAGAUUUGCGAGGUCAGGCUGAAAUGCUGCCGAAGGGACCAAGCUGGAAAUGCCAAGUCAUUCCCUCACUUCAUGGCAUGAAAAGUCCAAUUCGACUAUUCUGGAGGGAUCCAGUUGAGUGUUUGGAGAGUCUCUUCAGUAACCCCCUCUUUCACGACCAACUUGACUUCGUCCCUCAUUGUGUUUACAAGACUGCAGCACAGCUCCUACGUGUAUAUUCAGAAUGGUUGACAGGUGACGCUGUUUGGAGCAUCCAGGAUCAACUGCCCCAAGGUGCAACAGUCCUUGGCACUGUGCUUUCAUCCGACAAAACCAAUAUCACAACGAUGACAGGUGCUAGGGUCGCACACCCACUUUUGCUAGGCCUUGCUAAUAUUCAUAUGCACACUCGCACGAAGCUCUCGUCCAAGGUGUUUAUGCUCACGGCUCUCCUUCCCAUCCCACAAUACUUACACCCCAAUCAACGAAUGCGGGGUAUGCUCGAAGAUUGCCUCAUCCACGAAUGUCUUUCGAUUGUUCUACAACCCCUGAUGAAAGCCGCUGAACUUGGAAUCAUGAUGUCUGACCCAGUAGGAAACAUCUGCCAUUGUUUUACCCCCCUUGCAGCAUACAUUCAACUCACCAGCAUUGAUGUUGAUCCCAAUGACCUGGAAGGCUUUUUUGCUGCAUGUGCAGAAUUCUGGCUAAAUGGUGUCUUUGUGCCUUUCUGGAAGGGCUGGCCAUUGAGUGAUCCUGCAAUAUUUCUUACGCCAGAAGCUUUGCAUCACUGGCAUAAACAGUUUUACGACUAUGACAUGCAAUGGUGUCUUGCAGUUCUCGGAGCGCCAGAAUUUGAUUUCCAAUUCUCAAUAUUGCAACCUAUCACAGGUUAUCGCCACUUCCCCAACAGAAUAUCCAAACUGAAGCAGGUCAUGGGCAGAGUCCAUCGUGAUAUACAGUGCUACAUUGUUGGACUGAUCGCUGGUGCAGCCCCCCAUCGAUUCGUGAUUGCAAUUCAUGCUUUAAUGGACAUCCGAUAUUUGGCGCAGUCUCCCGAACCUGACAACAACUUACUCGCAUCUAUUGACAGAUCACUUGCACUAUUUCAUGAUAAUAAAGAUGUUAUCAUGACACUAGGCGCUCGGAUGGGUGCGAAGAGAGUGAUUGACAAUUGGCACAUACCCAAGCUAGAGCUCAUGCAGAGCAUUACCACUAGCACAUGCCAAGUUGGUGCCCUCAUCCAGUGGUCUGCAGAUGCAACUGAACAUGCACACGUCUCUGAAAUCAAGGACCCAGCGCGACGUACUAACAACAACGAUUAUGAUCCCCAGAUCUGUCAUCACUUAGAUCAAGAAGAGAAACUGCGUCGUUUUGCAGUUGCUACAUCUCUCAAGAGCUCUCCCACAGAUCCCAAUCUCGAAGAACUCUGUGAGGAUGAAGGAGAUGAGGACAAGGACAAGGACAAGGAAGAAAAUGGGGAGAAUGAUGAACCAAUGGAUCCACGAACCGCACUCUUAGAGGAACUGAAUCACACACAUACCACUUCCAACUACUUCAGCAAAAUAAGAAUGUCGGCUGCUACAAGGCAUGGAAUUCCUCAGGCUCACCCUCCUCGUACGUUCCUUGCUGGCAGCACUGCCGUUCAUCUUAAUUGUAACCCCACCUACACUGGCUUGAAAAUUGACAAGGUUGCUGAUCAAUUUAACAUCCCAGAUCUGUGGCACGCUCUCUCAGACUUCUUUCAAUGUAAUGUGAGGAAUGGAGAUGGAGUUUUUGGAGUGGGGGUUCCAAGAAGAUUGCUGAUCGACCGCCCUCUGAAUAUUCCUUUCGAACACGUUCAAGUAUGGCAUACUGUUCGCUUGCAGCAAGCUUGUCUUCACGAUCCAAGUAUUGUUUUACCUGCACAAACCAUGCAUGCAUCUCCCGCAUGCCCUGGGUGGCCAAAAGGUCGACAAGAUGUUGCCAUUUUUAACAUCAAUAGCGCACAUGAUUGGCCUGAGUCAGGGUUAAUGGGUCAUGCUGUCUGUGAACUGCAACUUAUCAUGCGCCCAAUACCUCGACGAGGCUCACGUAUUACAUGGCAUGAUCGAUAUCUUUGUUAUGUGCGCAGCUUCAAGAUUGGUGUGGUUGAUCCUGUCACCAAAAUGCACACAUUGACACACACAAAACAUGUCAAUGGUACUCUGGUGGGAGAUAUUGUUCCUCUAACACAAAUUCGAGCAUUCAUCAGCAUCAUCCCGAAACUGGGUGCUGCAGCGGAUCCUAGGUUGACUAAGUCUACUUCUGCACAUUAUCAUUCCUCAUUCUAUUUGAAUAAGUACUUUGAUAAGCAAAUUUAUGAUAGCCUGUACUAUGCAUUGCAAGGAUAG